Arabis nemorensis is the source of this 3105-nucleotide messenger RNA. The record is from the annotation of a GenBank genome assembly. NCBI's taxonomy places the organism in Eukaryota, Viridiplantae, Streptophyta, Magnoliopsida, Brassicales, Brassicaceae.
AUGCCGCUUCGUAAUCAGAAUCGCGCUCCUCGGAGUCCAAACGUUAAAAAGGAAGGUCUCUCUAGCAUUCCCUUUGACAAGCGAAGGAAAAUGGAAACACAAGGUACAGGAAGAAGACAAGUGCUUUCCACAGUGAAUAGACAAGAUGUUACUGCUAACAGCGAUGUGGGUAGCACUGAGGAGUGUGGUAAAGUUGAAUUUACAAAAGAUGAAGUGAUGGCUUUGCUUAACGAGAGAGCUAAAGCUGGAAAGUUUGAUACCAAGGCUAAGAUUGAGCAAAUGACGGAUAUCAUCAAAAAACUUAAGGUUUGUGUUAGAUGGUUCCAACAAGUGGAAGAAACCCAUGUCCAGGAGAAGGAAAAUCUUCGCUCUUUGCUGGAAUCUGCAGAGAAAAGAUACAGUGAUAAAGAGUUGGAUGCAAAGACCAAAGAGGAAGAGCUCCAAGCUACUAUAGCAGAGAUGAAGAAGAACAUAGCAUCACUACAGGAAAAGCUCUCAAAGGAGGAGCUGAGUAAGUUGGAUGCAACUGAAAAUCACAGAAGAGAAAAAGAAUGUAGAGUUGCAGCUGAAAAGCUUCAAGAUUCUCUCCGAGAAGAGCUUGACAGAGUGAAAGAAGAGAAAAUGGCUGCCAAGCAUAAGGUGGCGUCCCUGGAAGAUAUGUACAAAAGGCUGCAAGAGUACAACACGAGUUUGCAACAAUAUAACACCAAACUCCAGACAGAUCUUGAAGCAGUUCGAGAGGCACACACUCGUGCUGAGAAAGAAAAGUCAAGUAUACUGGAGAACCUUACUACACUAAGAGGUCACAGUAAAUCACUGCAAGAUCAACUAGCAUCGAGCCGAGUUUCACAAGAUGAAGCUGUAAAACAAAAGGAGUCAUUGCUGAUGGAAGUCAAGAACCUUCGGAGUGAACUCCAACAAGUCCGCGAGGAUCGUGAUCGCCAGGUUGUACAGUCACAAAAGCUGGCUGAUGAGAUACUAAAGUAUAAGGAGAGUGUUGGGAAGUCAUCUCAUGAGUUGGAUAUUUUGAUUGCAAAAUCAGGAUCAUUGGAGGAAACAUGUUCGUUGCAAAAAGAGCGUAUAAAAAUGCUGGAACAGGAAUUAGCUUUUGCGAAAGAUAAGCUACAGAUGGUUGAUGCAUCUAUGUCUCAUACUAUGACAGAAUUUGAGGAGCAGAAACAACGUACGCGUGAACUGCAAGACCGCCUUGCAGACACGGAGCAUCAACUUUGUGAAGGAGAGUUGUUACGGAAGAAGCUUCAUAACACCAUUCUUGAACUAAAAGGAAACAUUCGCGUGUUCUGCCGAGUGCGUCCCUUACUACCAGAUGAUGGAGGACGUCAAGAGGCCAGCGUUAUUGCCUAUCCUACUUCAACUGAAUCUCUUGGGAGAGGCAUUGAUGUGGUCCAAAGCGGUAACAAGCAUCCUUUCACCUUUGACAAGGUCUUCGACCACGGAGCUUCUCAAGAGGAAGUAUUCUUUGAAAUAUCUCAACUUGUACAGAGCGCAUUGGAUGGCUAUAAGGUUUGUAUAUUUGCAUAUGGUCAAACGGGGUCUGGCAAAACCUACACGAUGAUGGGCAGGCCAGAAACGCCAGAACAGAAAGGACUGAUCCCACGAUCACUUGAACAAAUAUUCAAAACCAGUCAAUCUCUUAGUACACAAGGCUGGAAGUACAAGAUGCAGGUCUCAAUGUUGGAGAUUUACAAUGAGUCCAUCAGGGACUUGCUUUCUUCAAACCGAACAAUUGCUAUAGAGUCUGUACGAGCAGACAGUAACACCUCUGGAAGACAGUAUACAAUAACACAUGAUGUUAAUGGAAACACUCAUGUUAGUGACCUGACAAUAGUAGAUGUAGGCAGCAUUGGACAAAUCUCCUCACUCUUGCAGCAGGCUGCUCAGAGCAGGUCUGUUGGUAAGACUCAAAUGAACGAGCAGUCAUCAAGGAGCCAUUUCGUGUUCACUCUUCGGAUUUCUGGAGUCAAUGAGAGCACUGAACAGCAAGUUCAAGGUGUUCUGAACCUAAUUGAUCUUGCUGGAAGUGAGAGACUUUCAAAGAGCGGAGCAACAGGAGAGCGGCUAAAAGAGACACAGGCUAUAAACAAAAGCUUGUCUGCUUUGAGUGAUGUUAUAUUUGCAUUGGCAAAGAAAGAGGAUCAUGUUCCUUUCAGAAACUCAAAGUUAACAUAUCUGCUCCAGCCUUGUUUAGGAGGGGACUCAAAGACCUUAAUGUUUGUAAACAUAUCACCUGAUCCAUCUUCUACUGGAGAAUCCCUUUGCUCUCUUCGGUUUGCUGCUAGAGUGAAUGCAUGUGAGAUCGGAAUACCUCGCAGACAAACUUCUACAAAACUCCUCGACUCUCGUCUAAGCUACGAGACUAGUCAUGGAGGUAAUGUUAAUAAAGGGUUUCUGAGAUGGCGAAACGGAGGAGGAACAUACCAUAGCUCAGCCGUAAUUGAUACAUCGGCUCUAGUUGAGUUUGGAGCAGUGGUUCACGAAAAAGCGAUAUUGGGUGCGGAGGUUCAUAUAGGAUCUAACACUGUAAUUGGACCGUCAGUAAAAAUCGGUCCUUCUACAAAGAUCGGAUACAAUGUUUCAGUGAGUAACUGUAGUAUUGGUGAUUUAUGUGUCAUUCACAAUGGAGUCUGCAUUGGUCAAGAUGGAUUUGGAUUUCAAGUGGAUGACCACGGAAACAUGGUGAAGAAGCCUCAAACUUUAAAUGUGAGGAUAGGGAAUCGUGUGGAAAUUGGAGCAAAUACAUGCAUUGAUCGGGGCAGCUGGAGAGAUACAGUGAUUGGAGAUGAUACUAAGAUAGACAAUUUAGUUCAGAUUGGUCACAAUGUGAUUAUUGGCAAGUGUUGCUUGCUCUGUGGCCAAGUAGGCGUAGCUGGAUCAGCAGAGAUUGGAGACUAUGUUGCUUUAGGAGGACGGGUUGGUGUCCGAGACCAUGUCUCCAUUGUAUCCAAGGUUCGACUUGCUGCAAAUAGUUGUGUUACUAAAAACAUUACCGAACCAGGGGAUUUCGGCGGCUUCCCUGCAGUCCCAAUUCAUCAAUGGAGAAGGCAGAUUGUUGAAGCCCAGAUUUCGAGCAAGAGGAAACCAUAA